Messenger RNA from Condylura cristata (star-nosed mole), 1067 nucleotides. RefSeq names its product proline rich 15-like (gene PRR15L). The transcript is spliced from 2 exons. NCBI's taxonomy places the organism in Eukaryota, Metazoa, Chordata, Mammalia, Eulipotyphla, Talpidae. The record is from RefSeq and is a predicted model, not a curated record. Bases 101 to 403 code for a protein of 100 amino acids.
GGCAGCACCUACACUCCGUUCCUUCUCCAGGGAAGGUCCACCUCCAGCCCGGAGCAGUCAGGAUUACAGAAAGCCCACCUCGGCCCACGGAGCCAGCGCCAUGACGGAAGUUGGCUGGUGGAAGCUAACCUUCCUCCGGAAAAAGAAAUCCACCCCCAAGGUGCUGUAUGAGAGCCCUGACACCUACGCCCAAACGGAGGGCAGCCCCGAGCCCCCUCGGCCGGACAGUGGGAGCCCCACCAGUGACUUCAGCACCCGCCUGGAGAAGAUUGUGGACAAGAACACAAAGGGAAAGCACGUCAAAGUCUCCAAUUCUGGCCGCUUCAAGGAGAAGAAAAAAGUCCGGGCCACUCUGGCAGAGAACCCCAACCUGUUUGAUGACAGGGAGGGCAAAAGACAGUGAAGGGGGCCAAGCAGGACGCGAGCCCCUUCCCACUCCCUGCCGUCAGCUGGAUCUGAGGCAGGCCGCUUGCCACGCUGGCCCCUGUGGCCACAGCUGAAGCUGCCGGGGCUUUGAUGCCUGCUGGCAGGAAAUGUCUGGUUUUAAGUUUGUAUUUAUGCAGCGCAGCUUUCUGGAAGGCCUGGGAGGACCAAGUCCUCCUACCUCCCCCACCACACACAAAGGCACUCCAGUUGGAGGAUGAGAAGUCCCACCCCAGGACAACCUUCCUUGGAGCAGUGGCAGUGCCCACAGGGAGGUGGGCAUGGCGAGAGUGGGCGAGGGAGCCGGACAGACCGCACCCCCUCCCAGGCAGGACCCCGGGUAAGGGUGACACUGAAUUGCUGCUCCUGCUACUUUCUCUACCCCGUGACUGCUCUUGCACCAACUCUGAGAGCGGACUUUCCAGAAGCCAUGAGAGGCGGGGUGGCUUCCUAGAGCCAGAGGUGGAGACGCUGCAUUUGAGUUCACCUCCUCACACAAGUGGGAGACUUCCUGGAACUUUGCCUCCAGAUGUGCAGGGGGGCGAGGGGGGAGGACGACGGGGCCUGACACUUGCCGGGAGAUGCAGCAGAAGGCCAGGGUCGGGCCCCCACGGUCCCCACACUACUCUCAAGGGCAAGCUACA